CUGCGGAUCCCUGCAGCUCAGUGACGCUCAGCUGCUCGCCGUCUCACUUCAUCAAGAUAUCCCCGUACAAAUAUCUACGCGUCAACCUAUCAUCGAUUUGCGCAGUCCCUGAUCUUGCACCGUGCAUGGAAGCGAUAUCUGCAUAGAUGACUGCGACAUGACGGUGUACAUCGAUUACUGCCAAAAUGUCAAAAGCGAAACACACCAAGGUGCAGAAGAUAUGCACACUCUGGACUCAUGACGAGAACUUUUCCCGCGAUGACAUUGUCUUCAACAGCGACAAAUUUCCAGAGCUUCCAAACACACCAGGAACAUUGCUACAGAUAGUAGCUGCCAUCAACACUGGAACGGCUGUGCGAGACUUCUCAUCAAGCGCUAAAGCUCACGAUUCACCUCAAGCCAAGGCAGAGACUCCGUUGAAAGAUGCCACCGAUUCCCAGUCACGCAAGAGUCGGAGAGGGUCGUUCUCGCGAACUAUCGAUGAGAAUGGAUCUGCUGGCCACGAUGUGGACUCGGAGAAGACCUACAUCUUCGCGGCGAUGCCACUUCCACAGGAUCUCAAAGCGAAGCAUGCAUAUCUCCAGGUUUCGAUCGCCGAGAAGAUCGCCAAAGUCUUUGGCUUUCGGAAUCGCAUGCAGGUCAUCAUCACGGAGGCCGAUGAAGCUAGACAUGAAGCCCAUCAUGUCGAGCUUGUCUUCCGCGAUGAAUACCUUGCGCGAGCAGACAUGUGGCGUAUGGCCAUAGCGGAACUCAGCAAGCGAACUGUUUAUCGUGGCCAGAAAAUUCUGUUCAUGGGAACCAUCAAAGCGACCGUAAAGCAAAUCUACAUCGACGGACAAUCUGUGAAUUCUGGAUACUUCUCGCCAGCUACCAAGCCGAUCUUCCGUAGUGAGUCUGCCCGUUAUGUCCUGUUCAUCCAAAUGUCACGAGAGAUGUGGGACUUCGACGCCGAGGGCGCCGGCGAGAUCAUGUUCAACAAAGUCGUCAGCGGCUUCCUUCCCGAUUUGUUCAAAAGGUGGCUCAAGAUCAAUGCAAAACACGUGGUCACGAUCAUCCUUUUUACGCGCAUGCAAUAUGAUGGGGAAACCUCAGUCGAUUGCCGCGAUCACAAAACCAGCCAACAUGAUGCAGAAGCGAAUGCAGGCACCUUCAGGGACUACUAUAGAGUCGUUGUCAGUGAUAUCGCUAGUGGAGAUUGGAUCAAGAUCUUGCAUCAGUUAAAGCUCGAGUUCCGAACAUUCCUUCGGGAAGUGUCACUGAUAGCCAAGCCUACCGCAGAGGGAGUUGCUGCGUCGGGCGAUCGGAAUGAGACUCCAGGAACCGAUGAAAACACCAUCAUUGCUGGCAGGCCAUCGUCGGCGAGUCAAGGAAACAUACUGGAGGCAAUCAACCUAGCCGCUGCACAGUUUGCGCAAGACCAUAUUGACCGUGACCUGGUUCGGACUGGGAUCUCGGUGAUUGUGAUCACGCCCGGAACCGGAGUGUUUGAAGUCGAUUACAACAUGUUGAAAUUGACAACAGACACAUUGAUUGGUUCUGGUAUUGGCAUCGAUCUGGUGUGCCUGUCGCCUAUGCCUCUUCACUCAGUGCCGCUCUUCAGAUACCGGACUCCUUACAUCGUAUCGGAUACCCUGAAAAGUCAGGGAGAAGGCAGCUACUGCUCGACUGGAGUGGCGAGUGAGGUUGAUGAGAAAACCCCAAAGCAACAGGAGCCCAACUUCGGCUCCAUAUCUCGGACCGAUCUUGUAACUACUCCCCCUGGUAUCACAAGCCCGACGACUAUAAGGCCAGCAAAUAAUGUUGGAUGGAAGUUUGCAAUGCCGUACUGGGUAGAUGUAUCCUUUUGGUCAAGACCUUCGGACGACGUGCUCGAAUUGACGAAAUGGAGAACAGCAGACAGGGUCAUGAAACGCUCCCACAAGAAACGCCGAACAUUUGCCCUCAGAUGCAGACUGUACGAGCUGCAGAUGAUGGGUGUCAUCGAAAACGAGCUCGGAGAUAUCUCAUUGCCCUACUUGGAGGAAGACGAUCGCAAUACACGUAUCUCUGAACAGCCUGCACACGACAGGGACCACUCCAGAAAUAUAACCCUACAUGUUGCUAGCAGUAAUGUUGGAUCUUUUUCAUCAAAAGGCGAUCGGGACGUUCCCGACCCAAGAAAGGCUAUGUACAAGACAUGGAUGGAAGACUACGAUAGUGCGAUCUUCGCUCCCGCAAACGAACCAUCUUCCCAGGAUCGGCAACCCAGCGGGAAAGAGAGAAUACAAGAAGACCCACAACCCAAUGCGUCGUCUGGACCACUGAAGGAUUCUUUCUUGUCAAGCUCAUAUCGUAGUAGCCGAACAGCGAUGGACAGGAAUCCUCGAUUGUCUCCGGACAUGACCAAACACCAGGCCCCGUCCGCCAGAGCCAAAGUUACAGAGGAGCAAUCCCCUCGUGGUAGCUCUCACCGUUUUCCAGAAAAUGACCCGUUGGGUAUACCGCGGGCUGACGUGCGACGGCGGCAAAACCUCUUAGGAAACACAACAAUUGAGUCAUCUCGCCUCAUUGUGCAUCGUCGAGGUCCAUCUGGCGAUUCUAGUGUCAACGAAAGAUCGACCCACACCACACCAAACCGUUCGCCCGCGCCUAGUCGGGGGCACUCUCCACCAAGAAGAGCCGGCCUGUCUCCAAUGCCUGUCACUACUGGUCCAGCACCUGUGAGGGACCACCUCAAGUCUCGGCCAUCGAAUUGGUUUCUGAGGCAGAUAAGCUUUGGUGGAAAGGCUGCUCCAACCAAAGCCACCUUAGGGGACGCUACAACGGACAUCACACGAGGUAAAGUCAAGCCAGCUAUGCUUACGGUCGAGAAAAGUCAGAAGGGUGAAAUCGCAGCAAGACUAGCUAGCACCAGACUAGCCUCGUCCGAGAAGCCUUCUCAGCCAAUUGCCAUCAGGUCAUCUUCUCGUGCUGGUCUUUCGUCGACUGGCUCGCCGCCUGUUGAACAGGGCGGUCGCUCCGUCGAGACCGUGCGGGACCUGCGGACACGGCGGACGUCGGUACCAUCACACCCUAGCUCAGUCAAAAAAGACCCCGGAUCGACUUUCCUUAUUGCUGGCAAAGGAGACGCCAAGCCAAAUUUGGAUCUUUCCUCAAGCGGAGGAGCGAGAGAUGCUCCCAAGACGCUAUCGCCGACCAGUGCGAUUGCGCCAUGGGCCGUCCUGGUAAACCCUUGCAAUCCAAAUAAGAACGUGCUGAAUACUUUGAACCAAUAUCGUCGAUGGCAUCAUGUGUUCCCCAGGACCUUACGCACUGGCACCAUGAAAUGGAGGUCGCUCUGUUCGCCAGCUGCUGUGCCUUUGACGCAUGAAUGGUUUCCGACUGCAGCGCAGCUUUCAGCAGAAUACAACGAAAGCCCAUACAAGAUCACUCAGAACGAUGAUGACGAGACUGUGGAAUCCCCUAGGGGCAGAGAAACUCUGAUUCGCGAGCUUGUAGCAUUUCGCCUGUCACACGGUUUCCAGAUCUGUACUGGCUCUGCAGUGGCAGAGUUUUCCGGCAGACAGGGAAAGUCACUAGCAAGUAUUUUAGCUCCUGAGUAUAUGGCCUCGGAUGGCGACACAGUCUUCAUGACUGUGGGCACAAGCAUCCACCAGCUGGUCUGCGUUGCCGGCGGCGAAGUAGAAGUCAAGAGAUACCACCGGAAGCCUACUGCAGCAUUGGAGCCACCUGCAGGUAUCGAUAAACCCUUCUCCUACAGACCGUACAUCAGAACUGCUUUCGAGGAAACAUAUGACCCAAGGGACGUCAUACUACGCCCGCCACGGAAGGAAUCCAACUGGAACUUCAUCGACACUUUUCUCGCUGGGUAUCAAGAUGAGUUUUCUGACGUUUUACGCUUUUGGCGAGCACGGUUUGUGCUGAUUCCGGUCGAAAUACCGUCGGUUAACCGGCGAGCGAUGCCAAUGCUUAGUGAAGAUUCGGAGGAAGAGGUUCGCUUAGAGGGGAUCAGGAAGCUCACGCAAUUGUGGCAGAGGCACCGUUACUUCCCUCCAGAAGAGCGCUUUUCGCAGGGCACGUCUUCGUCUAAACAGAAAGACCCAAACCCCCUCGCCAUCGAGUAUCAUACUCGUGAUCCCUCAGCUGUGGUAGCUGCUGGUCCCGUGAACACACUCUACAAUACUUCUGACAAUGAGCUCUCGAGUGCAAUAGUCUUAGAUGCAGAUAAGUACACCACCUCCAACAUCGAUCUCAAGCAGCUCGCCGAAGAACUUCAGGGCGAUAAAGGCAUCCAAAUGCUUGAUCGACGCUGGCACUGGAAGCUGCACUACAACUGCUUCAUUGGCUUCGAUCUUACGAACUGGCUCUUGAGCAAUGUUAAAGAUAUCGAUAGUCGUGAAAGCGCAGUCGACUUCGGCAAUCAGCUGAUGGAGCGGGGGCUAUUUCAGCAUGUGCAACGACGGCAUCAAUUCCGCGACGGCAAUUUCUUCUUUCAAAUCGCGCCUGAAUAUCGGGCUCCACGACCAGAAUUGCGGGCUGGCUGGUUUGGUUUAAGGAAGGUCGACAAGUCUGUUCCCCUAACGCCGCUGCUUGAGGGACCAAGAACAUCACCACUCACGACUAAAGGCAUGAUGUCCAGACCAGGUACGGCAGAGUCAUCAUCUUAUGCUUCGGAAUCGACAAAAGAGGGCGAAAAAACACCCACACGAAGUGCUGCAGCCAAGAAAAAGGUCACUCUGUCACGUGCCAUGCGUUACGACGUCGACCCAAGAAAGCGCUCUUACCGUUCAGAAAUCAUUUCACUGCACUACGACCUUGUGCACAACCCAGACAACUGCUAUCAUAUUCGUAUUGACUGGAUGAAUGUCACGGCGAAGCUCAUCGAAGACGCAGUUGUCAGUUGGGCCACUAGCGUCGAGAAGUACGGUCUCAAGCUCGUCGAGGUCCCAAUCGCGGAGCUUGCCAAUAUCACCGACUACCACCCUUUCCGUUCACCAUACCACAUCAAGCUUGCAAUGCAGCCACCUCAGAAUCAAGUGGAAGCAAUGUGGGACUCUCUGCAUUUCUCGCCGCAAUAUUCGCGAACCGACAAGUUUGCAUAUCACAAGGCCUUGUUGAGGAAGCUCAAUUUCGUUCUUGACAUGGAAGCUGCGAGCGCUUUCGUUUCUGACACCGACGUUUCGUACUCGUGGGGCAAUCCUGAUUACAAGUACACGCAGUUCAUUCACCGCACCGGCGGCAUACUUGCUCAGAUCACAGAUGAUGGCCACUUCAUGAUCCUUGCGAAUCGUUUAGCGCACAGCCGUGCCAAAGAUGUGAGCAGGAUCCGUCCACUAGACCUCCACGAACACAAGAAGGUCACAAAUGAUGGCAGUCAAAGCAGCAGAAUACCUUCAACACCUACAGUUGAGCGCGCAAAUCCUCAUCGCAGUCCGUUCUCAAGUCCUCUAGCAAGACCUGUUCAGGACUCCAGCCUACUGCACACGGCAUUGGAGAAGCACGCUACAGCCUAUGCGCUGCCAACAGCACCGACGACACAGACCCCGGAGCAGGUCAAAGAUGAGCUGGAAGCGUUCUGCUCCAACCCUGCUUUGCUCUCACAAUUUUACAGUGAAGCGUUCAAGCAGGCGCCAUCGCCAUCUCCCCGCAUCUUGCCGGUGCUCGACAACAACAUCCCAAGCUUGGGACUGCCACCAGCGAUUAGUAUUCGCGAAGCCAGUCCUGCUAACAGAGACUGGUCACUUGGAUCCAGCAUCAUAGGCAGAGGUGCUGCAGCAGAAAGGAUUGGCGGCAUUAGCGAGAUGGCCUUCAAUCCGAGUGGUAUUGCAGGAAGGAGGCAAGGUAGUGAGGGCAGCAUGUCGACAUUGGGAAAGCGAGGAAGUAUUGCGGAGUCUAGUGCAGCGGGAAGCUUGCCUCAGAGGCAGAACAGUCAGGGAAGUGCUGGCACUGGGGUGUAGCGGAUGCUGUCUCUAUUCAUAUGUACCACGGUAGUGAGUGGAAGCAGCCUUUGUGCCAAGAGUAUUUGCCUUCGAUAUUGUCAAUCUCCUUCCCACCAAGCGUCCUCUACUUCCCGAUCAGUAUUACCUUUCCC
Didymella exigua CBS 183.55 is the source of this 6070-nucleotide messenger RNA. RefSeq lists its product as uncharacterized. The coding region runs from base 186 to 5936 and encodes 1916 amino acids. Gene Ontology annotation, biological process: intracellular signal transduction; positive regulation of autophagy; negative regulation of TORC1 signaling. Gene Ontology annotation, molecular function: GTPase activator activity. The record is from RefSeq and is a predicted model, not a curated record. Gene Ontology annotation, cellular component: GATOR1 complex. The transcript has 2 exons. Lineage: Eukaryota; Fungi; Ascomycota; Dothideomycetes; Pleosporales; Didymellaceae.